Phaeoacremonium minimum UCRPA7 is the source of this 1275-nucleotide messenger RNA. RefSeq names its product putative septin protein. The transcript has 2 exons. Gene Ontology annotation, cellular component: septin ring; microtubule cytoskeleton; cytosol. Gene Ontology annotation, biological process: cytoskeleton-dependent cytokinesis. NCBI's taxonomy places the organism in Eukaryota, Fungi, Ascomycota, Sordariomycetes, Togniniales, Togniniaceae. The record is from RefSeq and is a predicted model, not a curated record. Gene Ontology annotation, molecular function: GTP binding; molecular adaptor activity; GTPase activity. Bases 1 to 1275 code for a protein of 424 amino acids.
AUGGAUCCUCCAGGUCGUGCCUCGACCAGCGUUCCCGUUCCUCCCAUCCCGAACGGUGCCUGGGUCGACCCAUACGCCCGCACUGAGAGCAUGACACACCGUGGGCGAUAUAGUUACGCCAGCAGUGCGAUCAGCACCAUCAACAGCCCAAGGAGGGUCCGUAGACGCAAGGACCCCACCCCUUUCAAUAUUCUCAUCAUUGGCACCCGGAACGCAGGCAAGACUUCGUUCCUCGAGUUCCUCAAGAGCGCCCUCGCCCUGCCGCCGAAGAAGCGAUCCAAGAGCACCAUCGACCCAGAGGAGUUCACCCCAAGGUCGCCACCAUCCGGCAACUUCAUUCCCCACUAUCUAGAGACAGAAAUUGAUGGCGAGCGUGUGGGACUGACACUAUGGGACUCGGAAGGUUUGGAGAAGAAUGUUGUCGACCUGCAGCUCCGAGAGAUGUCGACAUUCCUGGAGAGCAAGUUUGAGGAGACAUUCACAGAGGAGAUGAAGGUCGUAAGAUCACCUGGUGUACAGGAUACCCACAUUCAUGCUGCCUUCCUAGUCCUCGAUCCUGCACGUCUUGAUCGCAACAUCUCCGCAGCGAAGGCACUGUCUUCCAACGGCCAGAAUGGGAAAUACCACCCGCAGUCUCGUGUCAUUGGCAGUCUUGAUGAAGAUCUCGAUCUUCAGGUCCUACGUACUUUGCAGGGCAAGACUACUGUGAUCCCCGUGAUUGCAAAAGCCGACACUAUCACGACUAAGCACAUGAAUGUGCUCAAGAAGGCAGUCUGGGACAGCCUCAAGAAGGCUAACCUUGAUCCUCUUGAUGUUCUUGGCCUGGACGAUGAUGCCUCGGAAGCCACUCCUGAUUCUAGCAGAAUUGAAGAGGAGGACGAGGAUGAGCUCGUACGCAGCGAUGCCGAGACUCCGGAAGAGGAUGAACUCCCCAUCCAGGGUUCGCAGUCACCCGCCUCAAAGAGUUCCAAGAGACUUUCUGGCCAAUCUGUUCGUCGCAGCAGAGGGCAAGACGAGCUCAAAGAGGAUGAGGCCCCAUUUAUCCCCAUGUCAAUCAUCAGCCCCGAUAUCUACGAGCCCGGCAUUGUUGGCCGUCAGUUCCCGUGGGGUUUCGCGGACCCUUACAAUGAUGAGCACUGCGAUUUCCUGAGGCUCAAGGAUGCAGUCUUCAGCGAGUGGCGUGCCGAGCUUCGUGAGGCAAGCAGGGAGCAAUGGUACGAGGGCUGGAGAACCAGCCGUCUCAAGCAGCGAGAUGGCCCAAGCCGAAGACGAUGA